UCUCCUUGCAGUGCCACUCAGUGAAAGGGUCCUUUCAAUUCACAAGCCAACAAGAAGAUGCCAGAACCUACAAAGAAACCAGCUUCAGCGUUCAUCAAGAAACCAAAGACAAAAGAUGUCUCAGCAGGAGGCACGGCUGUUUUUGAAGCAGAGACGGAGAAGACGGGCAUCAAGGUGAAAUGGCAGCAAAAUGGUGUAGAACUUGCCACAAGUGAGAAGUAUGUUAUCAAAUCGGAGGGGAAUAAGCACUUCUUGACCAUUAAUAACGUUGGAAAAGAGGAUGAUGCCACUUAUGCUGUCAUUGCUGGAAGUUCCAAGGUCAAAUUUGAACUUAAAGUGACAGAACCAGAAAAAAUGGGGGAGGUUCCUCCUGUCAUGUCUUCUGAUCAACCCACCUUCUCAGACAUAGUUACUGUCCCAAACACUGGACCUACAAAUGCUGAAUCUAAAGAUGCUGAAGCUACAAGUGAUAACAAAGUCUCAGAAGUUCUUCCUACAGAAGCCCAGAAAGAAAUACCUGUCGACCCAAUUGGCAUUUUUGUGACUCGACCACAGGAUGGAGAAGUUGCAAUUGGUGGGAACAUUACGUUCACUGCUGUAGUGGCAAGUGAAAGCUUGCUGAAGAAACCUACAGCCAAAUGGUUCAAGGGAAAGUGGAUGGACCUGGGAAGCAAAGUGGGAAAACACCUUCAGCUUCACGAGAGCUAUGAUCGAACCAACAAGAUUUAUGUCUUCGAAAUGAACAUUAUUGAUGCAAAACCAACUUAUGCAGGGGGAUAUCGAUGUGAGGUGGCUACAAAGGACAAAUUUGAUAGCUGUAACUUUACCCUGGUUGUCCAUGAGGCACCUGCCACAGCUGACCUGGACAUCCGAUCAACAUUUCGACGGACGAGCACAGCAGGAGGAAGAAAGUGGACAUUAGCAAUCAAUGUGGAUGGUCAAAAUGAAGGCAGAGAGUUGGAUUUCACUACCUUGCUGAAAAAGAGAGACAGUUUCUUGCGCUCGGUACAUCGAAAUGAAGGAAAAGUUGAAUCGCAACCAGAGGUUGAUGUGUGGGAAAUCCUUCGGAAUGCUCCAGCAUCAGAAUAUGAGAAAAUUGCAUUUCAAUAUGGCAUCACUGAUCUACGGGGAAUGUUGAAACGCCUCAAGCGCAUGAAGAAGGAGGAGAAGAAAAGCACAUCGUUUCAGAAGAGGUUGGAUCCAGCAUAUCAAGUUGACAAAGGACAGAAAAUCAAAUUAGUGGUGGAACUUGCUAAUCCAGAUGAGGAAGUUAAAUGGCUCAAGAAUGGACAAGAGAUCCAAGUGAGUGGCAGCAAAUAUAUCUUUGAAUCUAUGGGAAAUAAAAGGAUCUUGACCAUAAACCACUGCUCAUUGGCUGAUGACGCAGCAUAUCAGUGCGUGAUUGGGGAAGAGAAGACUUUCACAGAACUGUUUGUAAGAGAGCCUCCCAUCCUGAUUACUCAUUCUCUGGAAGACCAAGUGGUCACAGUUGGGGAAAGAGUGGAGUUUGAAGCUGAAGUGUCUGAAGAUGGGGCUACUGUGAAAUGGGAGAAAGAUGGUGUAGAGCUUACUCGAGAAGAGGCAUUCAAAUAUCGGUUCAAAAAGGAUGGUAAAAAACACUACCUCAUCAUCAAUGAGUCCACCAAGGAAGAUAAUGGGCAUUACAAAGUCAAAACCAAUGGUGGGGAAUCUGUUGCAGAAUUGAUUGUACAAGAAAAGAAGCUAGAGGUAUACCAAAGCAUUGCAGAUCUGACUGUGAAGGCCCGAGACCAGGCUGUGUUCAAGUGUGAGGUGUCCGAUGAGAAUGUGAAGGGCAUCUGGCUGAAAAAUGGGAAAGAGGUCAUCCCAAACAAUCGGAUUAAAAUCUCUCAUAUUGGCAGAAUCCAUAAGCUAACCAUUGAUGAUGUUACCCCAGAAGAUGAAGCUGAUUAUUCUUUUGUGCCUCAAGGAUUUGCAUACAAUCUCUCAGCUCAUCUGCGUUUUUUGGAGAUUAAGAUUGACUUUGUGCCUAGGCAAGAACCUCCCAAAAUUCAUCUGGACUGCAUGGGCCAAACUCCGGACACCAUUAUUGUGGUAGCUGGAAAUAAGCUGAGACUCGAUGUACCCAUCUCAGGGGACCCCGUCCCUGAAGUGAUUUGGCAGAAAAUAAACAAGAAUAAUGAACUGGAACUAAUAAAAGGUGGUCCAAAUCCUACGGAUCUUAAGGGCACAUGUGGUGAUUUGACUAACAAUGAGAAGCCAUUUUCUGAUUCAGAAGGUCGAGUCCACGCAGAAACAUAUGAAGACCAUUGCGUAUUUACUAUUGAAGGAGCUGAGAAGGAAGAUGAGGGAAUCUACAGAGUUGCAGUGAAAAAUCCAGCUGGAGAAGACACAGCUAAUAUCACUGUAAAAGUUAUUGAUAUACCUGAUCCACCAGAAGCUCCUAAAAUAACUGAUGUUGGUGAAGACAACUGUAUAGUACAGUGGCAGCCACCUAAGUAUGAUGGAGGACAGCCAAUACUGGGAUAUAUCUUAGAGAGGAAGAAAAAGAAGAGCUACAGGUGGAUGAGGCUGAACUUUGACCUUUUGAAGGAUCUGACUUAUGAAGCAAAGAGAAUGAUUGAAGGAGUUGUUUAUGAGAUGAGAAUUUAUGCCGUGAACUCAGUUGGCAUGUCUCAGCCUAGUCCUGCCUCACAGCCUUUCAUGCCAAUUGCUCCUCCAAGUGAGCCAACACACUUUACUGUAGAAGACAUUUCUGACACUUCUGUUACCCUGAAGUGGAGAGCCCCUGAACGGAUUGGAGCAGGAGGAUUGGAUGGCUACAAUAUUGAAUACUGCAGAGAAGGAUCCACCGAAUGGAUUCCAGCUCUUCCUAGCCCCAUUGAACGCACAUCUGUCUUACUUAAAGAUUUGGUUACAGGAGACAAAUUGUAUUUUCGCAUCACUGCUAUAAAUUUAGCAGGGAUAAGCCAACCAGCAAUGAUUAAGGAACCAGUUACUGUUCAAGAGAUCUUGCAGCGCCCUAAAAUUAGGCUGCCACGCAAUCUCAGACAGACUUUAAUGAAGAAAGUUGGUGAUACAAUCAACAUUGUAGUUCCUUUCCAGGGUAAACCUAGACCUAAAGUUGUCUGGAAAAAAGAUGGUCAGCUAAUAGACUCCAAGGAAGUGGGAAUACGAAAUAGUUAUACAGAUUCUAUUCUAUUUAUCCGAAAGGCAGAGCGCCACCAUUCUGGGAAAUACGAAGUUGAAGUGCAAAUAGAAAACAUGAGUGACAAGGUCACUAUUACUAUGCAGAUUAUGGACAAGCCUGGUCCUCCUCUGAACAUUAAGAUUGUGGACGUAUGGGGAUUCAAUGUUGCAUUGGAAUGGAUGCCUCCCCAGGAUGAUGGCAAUUCUCAAAUCACAGGAUAUGUGGUCCAGAAGGCAGACAAAAAAACAAUGGAAUGGUACACUGUUUUUGAUCACUAUCGGCGCACUAACUGUGUAGUAUCUGAGCUGAUCAUGGGAAACGAAUACUAUUUCAGGAUCUUCAGUGAAAACCUGUGUGGGCUGAGUGAAAAUGCUACAACCACCAAAAACUCUGCCUAUAUUAAAAAGACAGGAGCAACUUACAAACCACCUAAUUACAAAGAGCAUGACUUCUCUGAGGCACCAAAAUUCACCCAUCCCCUUUCUGAUCGUUCCGUAGUUUCUGGGUACAGUGCAACACUCAGUUGUGCUGUCAGAGGAAGCCCAAAGCCCAAAAUCUUCUGGUUCAAAAACAAUGUGGACCUUUCUGGAGAUGCCAAAUACCGCAUGUUCAGUAAACAUGGAGUGUUGACUUUGGAAAUCCGCAAGCCCACCCCAUUUGAUGGAGGCGUUUAUACCUGCAAGGCAGUGAAUGAAUGUGGUGAAGCAGAAAUAGAGUGUCGGUUGGAUGUUAGAGCACCACAGUGAAAUUCUAAGCAACUGGAUAUCAGCAAGUCCAGAUAUGGAACUGAAUUGUUUGUCUCAACAAACUUGGGACAUCUGGGAAAAAUUGGAAGAGGCCAGUAACAUAAAGAAAA
Molecule: messenger RNA, 4025 nt
Organism: Notechis scutatus (mainland tiger snake)
Lineage: Eukaryota; Metazoa; Chordata; Lepidosauria; Squamata; Elapidae
Source: RefSeq, a predicted model, not a curated record